CGUUCAUCCGAAACUCGGCUUUUGACUCGGGGUGCAUUCCGAAAUCAACGGAAUUUCCCGUCCUUCUUUUUUUGAUAAGUACUUACGGUUAUACAAUAAGAGGUACGGCCGGUAGGGCUGAAAUUCUCGCAUCCCUAAAUCAUCCUUGUUGUCGUCGUCCAAAGAAUUGCACAUGGCAAUAUGGACAGUCAGCCUGUGCUCAGCGUCGCCAUUGUCGGUGCCGGGAUAGCCGGCUUGACUGCUGCCAUUGCGCUCCAAGGAAAACCGGGCAUCGACGUGCACAUCUAUGAGCGCACAAAGGAGCUGCGCGAGGUGGGCGCAACCAUCGCCCUGGGACCGAAUGGGUUGAGGACGUUGGAGAGGUUGGGAAUCAACAAUGCGCUGGACGAUUCGAUUGCUUUCCGGAACAAAUCGGGGCAUCCUAUGAUAUUCCGUCAUGCCCAAACUAACGAAACCGUGUCAGUUGACAAUCACGUCGGCCACAUUGAGCCACGCCACCACACCGCCCGCUUCUUCAGACCACACCUACAGCGCGCCCUUCUCCAACACGUCGACCCCAGUCGCCUGCAUCUUGGCAAGGCGUUCUCCUCGAUUAAACAGACCCAGGAUGGUUCCAGGAUCGUACUAAGUUUCACCGACGGGACCGCCGCGCAGGCAGACGUCGUCCUUGGCGCCGACGGCAUCCACUCAGCGGUCCGCCGGGCUUUCAUCCCAGAGACCCGCGCCCACUGGACCGGAUGGGUCAUCUUUCGGUCCGUGUUCCCCCGCUCCGUCGUCGCUCACAUCCCAGACCUGCCCGACGAGGCCGUGCACUACUGGGGCGUAGACCGGACCCUUUUCCUCUCUCCCCUGGCCGGCGGCGGCGGCGAGGAUCUGUUUGCCAUUGUGGCCUCGACCCAGCGCGAUCCCGAAGCUCCCGGCGACGAGGCCGCAAGGGGCGAGCCGGUGUGGAACAGAAAAGGCAGCCUCGAGGAGGUACGCGAGCUGUACCAGGACUGGCACCCGACGCUGCGUGCAAUCAUCCAAGCGAACCCCCACACGCGCGUGUACCACAACGCAGCCGCCGACGGGCUGGACUCCUGGGUUCUGGGCGCGGGCAAGGUGACCCUGGCGGGGGACGCGGCGCACGCGCACGGCGGAGCCUUUGCGGCGGGAGGCAGCCUGGCCAUCGACGACGCCUGGGCGUUUGCGCAGUCCCUACUGCACGUGUUUGCCGGCGAGGUCGGCGAUGGAGCAAAAGCGACGGCGGCGUUCCGGCAGCCAAAGGACAAGAGCGACAGGGUCGCGGCUGCACUGCGGCUGUACGAAAGGACUCGUAAGCAGCACACGGACCGCGUGCAAAAGACGGUCGCCGACAAGAACAGGGCGACUUUACAGCGGCUGAGGGCCGGGGUGGUCGAGUCGGAUCAGGAGCUGAGGCGGCGGAUGCGGACCAGGCAGGACCUGGCUUGGAUUCACGAGCAUGACGUCGUGUCGUCCUUUACCAAGGCAGUCGGCUCCUCCGACGGAGAGCUGGUCAGUCGCCUGUGAAUUUCAAUUGGUUAGGGUGCUCUGUGAUCUAUUUUAAUAUCCUGCUGGGGUGGCCACUUUGCCAGACUUCAAUCGGAUCGUAUCUUUAUUUUUUGAUUAAUGCAUCUUUUAUCGAAUUCUCAUAAUAAGAGCUAUUUAUAUUGUGAUA
Messenger RNA from Pyricularia oryzae 70-15, 1678 nucleotides. RefSeq lists its product as uncharacterized. The record is from RefSeq and is a predicted model, not a curated record. The transcript is spliced from 2 exons. Gene Ontology annotation, biological process: secondary metabolite biosynthetic process. Lineage: Eukaryota; Fungi; Ascomycota; Sordariomycetes; Magnaporthales; Pyriculariaceae. Gene Ontology annotation, molecular function: FAD binding. Bases 181 to 1530 code for a protein of 449 amino acids.